This is a messenger RNA of Marmota monax (woodchuck), 2519 nucleotides long. It is a transcript of the gene Znf764, whose product is annotated as zinc finger protein 764. The transcript has 3 exons. Bases 448 to 1707 code for a protein of 419 amino acids. The record is from RefSeq and is a predicted model, not a curated record. Gene Ontology annotation, biological process: regulation of transcription by RNA polymerase II. Gene Ontology annotation, molecular function: RNA polymerase II cis-regulatory region sequence-specific DNA binding; DNA-binding transcription factor activity. Lineage: Eukaryota; Metazoa; Chordata; Mammalia; Rodentia; Sciuridae.
GACCCGGCCUGAACCCCGACAGGGCAGCAGCUCCGCCCUCCGCGCGCGGAGUCCUAGCCCACCCGGCCCAGCGACGCGCGGCGGGUUCUCGGACUGGCACUUGCAGCCGCCGCGGCCAUUUUGGAUGAGGGCUGGAAGACAAAGCGACCGGGAAAUACCCGGCUGGCAUCACCGUGGGCAUGACGGCGUGGGAGCAAAGUUCGAGAGGCCGUGUUGCCGCCAUUUUUAUGAAGGCAUCUCCCGGUUCUGACAAUGUAUCCGUCGCUCUCAGUUCUCAUCCACUCCAGUGGGCCCAGGAGAGGCCCGGUCUUGCCCUGUCUGGGUCCUAAUUCCCGCCCUCCGAACCCUGAGCCCGGGCUGGGGAAGCGUUCUUAAGCGCGGGACGCUCGGCAGAGCCAGGUUCGGUAGGGGGAGGUGGCUGGCCUGUCGCCGGAGCUGGCAGUUUCCAUGGCGCCGCCUCUGGCUCCUGUCCCCGCCUGGGAACCGAAUGGGGCCGGGACCGAGUGCAGGGAGCCCGGGACCGUGAGCUUCGCGGACGUGGCCGUGUACUUCUCCCUGGAGGAGUGGGGGUGCCUGCGGCCGGCGCAGAGGGCGCUGUACCGGGACGUGAUGCGCGAGACCUACCUCCACCUGAGCGCUCUCGGAGGCGGAGGCACCAAGCCAGCGCUCAUCUCCUGGGUGGAGGAAGAGGCCGAACUGUGGCAUCCGGAUGCCCAGGAUCCCGAGGUCGCCAAGUGCCCAACAGAAGCAGAUACAGCAGAUUCCAGAAACAAGGAAAUAAAAAGGGAAAGGGAAGAGCCAGAAGCACUGGAGAAGACACUUUCUGUGGACUCUGCAAUUCCUGGGCAGAAGGUCCCCCAACCAUCCUCAGCUGGGUUCCUUUCCGGCUUAGAGAGGCGGUCCAAGGUCCGUCACCGGGGUCGCCCUCCGCUCCGUGCCCACCCAUCUGUCCCACGAGCAGAUCAGCGUCAUGGCUGCUAUGUGUGCGGCAAGAGUUUCGCCUGGCGCUCCACACUGGUGGAACAUCUCUACACCCACACAGGAGAGAAGCCCUUCUGCUGCCCUGACUGUGGCAAGGGCUUUGGCCGGGCUUCCUCCCUGAGUAAGCACCGGGCCAUCCACCGAGGGGAGCGGCCCCACCGCUGCCCCGACUGUGGCAGGGCCUUCACGCAGCGCUCCGCCCUCACUACCCACCUGCGCGUCCACACCGGCGAGAAACCCUACCGCUGUGCUGACUGUGGCCGCUGCUUCAGCCAGAGCUCUGCCCUUCACCAGCAUCAGCGGGUGCACAGCGGCAAGACCCCUUUCCCCUGCACAGACUGUGGCCGGGCCUUUGCCCACGCCUCAGACCUUCGGCGCCAUUUGCGCACCCACACAGGCGAGAAGCCCUACCCAUGCCCAGACUGUGGGCGAUGUUUCCGGCAGAGCUCUGAAAUGGCAGCCCAUAGGCGUACCCAUAGUGGCGAGCGACCCUACCCCUGCCCUCAGUGUGGCAGGUGCUUUGGCCAGAAGUCAGCCAUGGCCAAGCAUCAGUGGGUCCAUCGGCCAGGAGCUGGGGUCCGCAGGGGCCGGGGGGCUAGUGGGUUGCUUGUGACCCUGGAUCCUGGCCCAGGGGACCUGGACCCACCUGUAAGCUUUCAGCUUUAUCCAGAGAUAUUCCAGGAGUGUGGGGGACAGGCAGAGGGUGAAGAUCUAGACCUAGUCUGAAGCCCCAGAUGAGCUCAGGGGCAUCAACUUCUGUGGUGACCUCUAGGGAAGUCACAGAAUUUGUAAUUAAAAGCUGAACCUGGGGACUGAGGAUGGUCUUACAGGCCUCACCAGCUUCAUCUGCUGAUGCAUUGCUCCCUGCUCCCCAGGUUCUAGAAGCUCUCCCCCUCUCAUUUGAGGUAGGGCUGUAUAACCCUCACUGGACCUCCCUUUGGGGGAAAAAAGGCAGUUUUUCAGCUCAGAAGUAUCAAGAGGAUUGAAGUCAAAGAGAACCUUGUUUGACCAAUUGUCUCUUUAAUGUAGAAGUUAAAACUCACUGCUGCAUCUUGAAUCAGGGCUGACCCAGGCAGCAUUUUUAGUGUUAUAAAUUAGCAACCUAAGAUUUUUAAAUCUCAAGAGGCUGCGGCAGGAGGAUUGCAAGUUUGAGGACAGCUUCAGUAAGUUAGGGAGACCCUGUCUCAAACAAAAAAUUGAAAAGGGCUAGCAUGGGCAAAGUUCUAGUUUCAAUCCCCAGCACCACAUAAUAAUGAUAAUAAAAAUCAGGGUAUUUCACACAAAAAUCUAGGUUUCUAGCUUCUCUUGAGAAGUCCAAAGAUUUGGCAAGUUGACCUAACCUAAGUUCCCAUUAAACCAUAGCUGGCAGAAGCAGAUCAACAGCUGCUUCCUCAGUGAAGCCAGAGCUCUCUAUAAGCACAGCCCACACUCCUUAUCAGCUCCUGACAGCUGAUAAGCCAUUAACCAUGGCUUGCUUUUUAGUGUUUUCAGUGUUUUUCUUAAAGCAAAAAGAUAAAGUAAAUUGUUUCUUGAACCAA